AUGGGUGCUCGAAUUUGCAAACUGAUCACAGAGUCGAUUUUGGAGAGCUCGGAAAUCGAGGACGAGCUGGAUUUGGAGUGCGGCGAAUCGGAUCCCACUACGUGGGAUUCCUCCAACUCAUCCAGUUGGUUUCUGAUUUAUGACUGUCGGCGAAUCCCGUCCGAAUUUAGGCGUCGAGGAGUUCGACGCGUACUCGUACGAAUGCAUAAUAGAGCCGGUGGACAGUUCGAAGGAUCCGUACAUUGUGGAGAAGCGGUUCAUCGCCGGAUCCAACAAGCCGAUCUACAAUAUCAUCAAAAGAAAGUGA
Molecule: messenger RNA, 307 nt
Organism: Caenorhabditis sp. 36 PRJEB53466
Lineage: Eukaryota; Metazoa; Nematoda; Chromadorea; Rhabditida; Rhabditidae
Source: the annotation of a GenBank genome assembly